CUAGCACUUUUUGCGUCAUUACUUUUUUCCCUGGUGGGCCAAAUGGUUAACCUCCUGUACACUCAAAAUGUGGUGGGAAAUUAGUUAAAUGUCCUAGGAGUUGGGGUGGGUAACACUUGGGGAAAAGUUCUAGAUUGCAAUUUUCCAACGUUGCUACGAGAAAGUGAUUUUAAUAGUCAAUUUAUAUCUUCCAUAGCAUGCAGCAAUUGCUUGCUAGAAUGCCCAUUGCAUAACCUUUUGUUCCGAUUCUAGUUUACCUUGCUAUGGUGUUUGGUGCUGAUGAAUAGUGCUGUUGUAGGACCAGUGGUAGCAUAGCCAAGAAAAAGCUGAAAAUUCAUAGCAGAAAUAUUGGUUCUCAUGUACGUUUGCAGAAACAUUCAAGAGUUGCAUUACAGAAGGAAUAGUCUAGAUUACCAUCUCUGAAACUUGCCUUUUCUGAAUCCAACUAAUAGCAGGCAGGUAUUGCAGCCGUAGUCAUUCUUUCUCGUGCGCUCAAAAUGGCAAAAUCUCAUAUUCUGCAACGCAUCUUCCAGCUUGAAACAGUAGUACCAGAUUUUGCAUUAUUUUACCUGGGUUUUUGGCCAUGCCUGCAUGAUCUUAGGCAUUAUUAUUGUUCCUGAGAAAUGUGUGGAAAACCAGCAAAAGACCUGAGCAAGGCGGAGAAAAGAUCUCAGUACUCUGCCAAGAAUAAUACUCAAAAUUAGACUACAUUUUCAAAGUAACUCUUGAGUUUUCUUGGUGUAUUAACCUGACGAUCGGAUGGGUCACAAAUACUUCCAAGUGUUUUACAAGUACUUCACGUUUGGGUAAUAAAACAAUGGAACGCAUCUUAAAUUUCAUAACUACUUUGUACCACCGGAGAUGGUCAAGAAAUAUCCUUCCGAGAUAACAAUUAUACAUCUAUAAUCAGACAUUUUGAGAAAAUGACAAAUUUCAAUUAGAUAUACCUAUUUUUGAAGCAGUAAAUUCGGCCCAGAAAAUACACAGUCAAACAUAUGAAGCUGAAAAGAGACAUGGACUUUCUAUUUAAAAUAAUUAAAAUAAAUAGGUUGAGCUUCAUGAAAUGUGUACCAAUUCAUUAAAUUACUUGAAACAUUAAAGAGAACAAUAACCACCAGUUCUUAGCUAAACAAAAACUUAUGAAAUAUUAAGUGUUCUUUUCAUAAGAAAAAUUCUCCAGUCUUCCCAGUCUUUUUUUAAGGAAUUAUCCCGUAAAUUCAACGAUUGAACAAGCAAGCAACUUAACUAAUAUGGUGAACAUAUCUAGUCAGAUGUGAAAAGAAAAGAGUGCGUUGCACAGUUCAUUAGUUACAUCCUGAUCAUAAGCAAGUCCUCACAUGUCUAGUCUUGUAGUCUCCUUUCUUUAUACAGGAUUACAUAAUUUUUAUGAAUUUCUGAAAGCUUGGGUUUCUGUUCAUGACUUCUAUAUAUACCCGUCAACUAUCAUCAAUGUUCAUUGCUUCCAGAGAAUUUUCCUAUGUGAAUUACAUUUGUCGACUACCAGAAGUCUUGAUCGUCUUGCAAAAGACAGACAAAUUUAGCUUUUUAAGUCUUUGAAGAAGAAAGAAGAUGUAUCAAACAGAGACAGAUAACCUAUCUCAAACAAACAUAGAUGAGCUACUUAUGGUGGAAGACAAAGACUUCAUUCUCUCUUGUCUCCCUUGUCAGCUGCGACGGCAGUGUUUUGGUUCAGACCUCUACUUUUCCUCAGCUCGAACCUGAAGAAAUUGCUACCCUUGUUAAUGAGUUUGAUAAACCUGAAGAAUCUCUUGCAUUGACUGGCUUGUACAUCGGUGGCUCCAAAUAUGGGAAAGAAGAUGCGGGAUCAUGGUCAUGAUGACGAGAGUCUCACUGUGAAGAAGAUCAAGCAGGGCUUUAUCAUUGGUGCCUGUGAUUAUAUCCUACCAAUAUGCAACACACUCGUUGAAAAGCUUCAUGAGCUCCUGAGUAUUAAUUACAGAAUGACUAAUAAUAAGUUGAAGAAGAUGAUGUUACGAGAAGACAUAUAUAAGCUACUUAAAGUAUCAGAAACAGAAGUUGCGCGGGCAAUCAAGGACAGCCCUCUCUAUUGUGGUGCCGUCGUCGGCUACGACGGCAGCGUUUGGGUCCAGACGUCCAACUUCCCUAAUCUUGAGGAUGAAGAAAUUACAGCCAUGAUUGACGAGUUUGAUGACCCCGAAGAAUCACUUACUCUGACUGGAUUGUACAUUGGUGGCUCAAAAAUAUGUUGUGAUCCGAUUCGAGGAGGGAGAUGUCAUCAUGGGGAAGGAGCUGGUGAGAAAAGGACUUGCAUAAGAAUGGUAUGUCACUGUAAAGAAGACCAAGCAGGGUUUUAUCAUUGGUGCCUAUGAUGAGAGUCUGCAGAUGUGUAACAUGCUCGUUGAAAGGCUUUGCAAUGUUUUCAUAUCUAUUGGUCUUUAAUCUAUACACAGGCAUUUGUUAGUUCUAACAGUUAAAUUUUAGAAUGCAUUCGCCUGUCUCUCGUCGAAAAGGAUUUGACUAAAGUAACACAAUUAUUGUACUUGUGAUGAAGGAAUAAAACUAAAUAUAUAGCUGAUUUGUUUCUUACA
Molecule: messenger RNA, 2570 nt
Organism: Ricinus communis (castor bean)
Lineage: Eukaryota; Viridiplantae; Streptophyta; Magnoliopsida; Malpighiales; Euphorbiaceae
Exons: 5
Coding region: 1806-2351 (181 amino acids)
Cellular component (GO): cell cortex
Molecular function (GO): actin monomer binding
Source: RefSeq, a predicted model, not a curated record